AUGACAGAAUAUAUUCCACGUCGUGGUGAUCAUUUAUAUGUUUGGCGUAAAAUUCGAAUAUAUCAACAUCAUGGAAUUGUUGUUUCGAAAGAAGAUAUUAUGACAAUUUUAUCUCCUGAAUUAAUGCCAAACAAGGUCGAAGAAUUAAUGAUUGUUGAACAAAAUAUUCAUGGAUUAAACAUUGUUACUUUAAAAGAAUUUCGAUGUGAACAUCCAUUUAAUUAUUUACAUGAUAUUGCUGUUGCUAGAUAUAAAACAGAUCCAAUGGAUUAUUAUUUAAACAGAAGUGGAACAUGUUAUUUAACUGAUAGAUUACCUGAAGAUGCUAUUGUUAAAAAUGCUCUUACUAUUUAUAAUGAUAAACAUCAACGAGAUAUAUGGCAAACAUAUAGUCUUGUUAUUAAAAAUUGUGAACAAUUUGCAUUUAUUUGUUCAACUAAUGUUAAUUAUGUAUUGGGUGAACAAGUUCUUAUGGCUUGUAAUGUUGUUAAAUGUAUUUUUAUAAAUGGAAUGUAUAAUGCUGCCAAAUUUACUUUUCAAAUUAUUCGACAAUUAGCCGAACAAAUUAUUGCUGGAAUAUCUAUAGAAACAAUAAUCGCAGGAAAUGCGUUAGCUUCUCUGACAGCUUUUACAUUAGAAGCAUUAAUAUUAUCUGUUCGCUUGUUUAUUUAUUAUUAUUAUGAAGAAGAUCGUUCAAAGAAUUUAGCUCGAAAAUAUGCGAUAAAUCCUGAAGAUUAUAUUCAACAAAUGAUUCAAUCAGGUUUUGCAAGUUUAUCUGCAUUUGGAAUGUCAAUAGCUGGAGUUUUAUGUGGUUCAACAAUUUUCGUUAGUGCAAUGUCACCAAUGAUUUGUUCAAUUUUUUUUGGAUUUAUUGGAUAUAUUGCAGCUAGAUGGUUAACUGGAUUAAUCAUUAUUAAAAUCAGAAAAAAAUUAUUUAGCGAUGAUAAACAAAAAAAAAUUGCUUUUAUAAAUCCUCCUGGUGACGAUAAUGAUACUGUUGAAUUUAUUUGA
This is a messenger RNA of Rotaria sp. Silwood1, 1011 nucleotides long. NCBI's taxonomy places the organism in Eukaryota, Metazoa, Rotifera, Eurotatoria, Philodinida, Philodinidae. The record is from the annotation of a GenBank genome assembly.